This is a messenger RNA of Nezara viridula (southern green stink bug), 856 nucleotides long. Lineage: Eukaryota; Metazoa; Arthropoda; Insecta; Hemiptera; Pentatomidae. The record is from the annotation of a GenBank genome assembly.
AUAUUUAUUAAUACCUUAUUUAAACUAUGCAUAACAAAUAACGAAAUAAUUAAAUCCCUACCAGAAUCGAAAAUGAAAGUCCUCAAAAUACGACGGGAGAUGCUAACUGGGGACAAGGGCAGGGCCAAAGCUGACCAACUAUAAAGGAGGGGCCGACCCUCUCUGCUCCAGUUCCUCCUCAGUCCUCAGCCAUGGCACGUCUUGUACUCCUCAUCGCCGCCGUCUUCGGCGUGGCCUCCGCCCAGCUGAUCUCUCACGCUCCUCUUGCCUACUCCAGGCCAUUGGCAUACGCCAGGCCCCUCGCCUACGCCAGGCCAUACGCUUCCUACGCUGCUCCAGUCGCCACCAUCGCUCAUGCUCCAGUAGCCGUAGCCCGCGCUCCAGUUGCCAUCGCUCAUGCUCCAGUCGCUGUAGCACAUGCCGCCCCCGCCCUCGCUGUUGCUCCCAGAGUUGAGGAAUACGACCCACACCCAUCCUACUCCUUCUCUUACUCCGUCAACGACGCUUCCACCGGGGACUCAAAGGGACAGCAUGAGACCCGUGACGGAGAUGUAGUCCAGGGUAGCUACUCCCUUGCCGAACCAGACGGUUCCAUUAGGACCGUAGACUACACCGCUGACCCAGUCAACGGAUUCAACGCAUACGUUCACAAGGAUGCUGCAGCACAUCCCGCUCCAGUAGCCGUCGCUCAUGCUCCAGUCGCCGUCGCUCAUGCUCCAGUCGCCGUCGCUCAUGCUCCAGUCGCCAUCGCUCAUCCUCCAGUGCUUGCCGCUAGGGCCUAUGCUCCAUCUUACGCCACUACCCUCUUGCAUUAAGUUUUAUUAAUGCUUUAUAUUUAAAUUAUUUAUAAAACCAU